GUCUGGACAGCAGAUAGCCCAGGUACAAACGUACCUAGGCUUUCUAUCUUUGCGUGAUGAAAGUGAUGAUUUUACUGUAGAUCGCUCGCUGCUGGAUAUAGCGGUCGACACGACUCUCCUAGCACAGUUCAGUUAAAGAGCUUAAAUGGCAAGCAUAAGCGUAACUUAUGAUGGCCCUCCUGUCCAGCGCUGCGUGCUCAAGCCCACCGCCAUGGCGCCCAUCUCAUCGCUCUUGGCGGACGCCUGCGCUCGCAUGAAGCCCCCCCUGGACCCCGCACACGCAUCUCUGGCACUUGGCAAGAAGCAGCUCACCGACCUUUCCUGCCCCUUCCGCCUCGCCAACAUUCCCGGAGGCAGCAACCUCACCCUGCUGUACAAUAAAACUGCUGCUGCCCCGGCUGCUGCUGGCCCGACUGCUGCUGCUCCCGCCACAGCGCCCGUAGCAGUGCCCGCCGGCGCCGCUCCUGCUCCCCCGACUCAAGCCUCGCAGCCACAGCAGCAGCAGCCCCGGGCAGCGGAGGAGCCGCCGGCUGCCCAGCCCUCCCAGGCGGCGGCACCCGCUGCAGUCACACCACCAGCAGCAGCAGCAGCAGCAGCAGUACCGCCACCGCCUACGUCGGCAGCACCCGCCGCUGAGGCGCCAGCAGCAGCGGCAACAGCAACUACAACAACAGCAGCAACAGGUGUGGAUCCUCCUGUCGCUCCCGCACCACCACCCGCACCACCACCCGCACCCGCAGUACCUCCCCCCGCCGACCCUAUGGAGGUGGACUCCCGUGGAGCCACACCCGCAGCGGCAGCCGACCCCGGCCCCGCCGCUGCCUUCCCUUCUGAGCCCGCCAGCGGUGCGGGUGCCGCCACGGGUGGUGCGGAUGCGGAUGAUGAUGAUGAUGCGGGUGCUGACGAGUUGGGUCUGGGUCGGCCCUCGGCGCUGUUCACGCGGGAGGCACUGGAGGCGGCCCUGAGGGAAGCGGCGGCAGGCAGUGCUGGUACGACAGCUACCUCCAGCUCUUCCACUGCUGAUGCUGCUGAGGCGACACCCACAGCACCAACAGCUGAGGAGGGUGACGAGUUCUUUGAACUCACCCCGGAGGAGCUGGCAGGCAUGUUACGAUCCCAACAGUCGCGGCGGCAGGCGGAGGAGGCGGGCGGCUUCAAAACCCGGGCGGCGAGGGAGGCGGAGGAGCGGGCUCGGGCAGGGGCGUGGGGGCGGGUGGCCAUCCGGGCACAUCUCCCAGGAGGGCUCAUCCUGCAGGCUACCUUCGCCGCCACUGAGACCCUCGCCGCCCUGCGCGCCGCCCUCACCUCGGUGCUGCCCGCCGCGCUGGCGCCGGCCGCCUACCUGUACACCGCCCCGCCGCGCACCGUGUUGCCGCCGGGGCCGCAGGACGCCCGCAGCCUGUAUGCGGCAGGGCUGGUGCCGGCUGCGCAUGUGCACUUGGGGCUGGAUGAGAAGAAGGCCGCCGCCGCCGGCCUGCCCGCCUCCAGCUGCAGCUGCCCGCCUCCCUCCGUCCUGCUCAGACCCGAGGCCCUGGCGCGGCUGCGAACCAGCAUACCGCCGCAGCUGGCCGCUUUCCAUGGCGGCAGGCAGC
This is a messenger RNA of Astrephomene gubernaculifera, 1592 nucleotides long. The record is from the annotation of a GenBank genome assembly. Lineage: Eukaryota; Viridiplantae; Chlorophyta; Chlorophyceae; Chlamydomonadales; Astrephomenaceae.